AUGAUAUGGGGCAGUGAUGAGGGCGGAAGGGUGGCGGUGCUGGGCGGUGCACGGUGGUGCAGUGGUCGUCGGAGGCGGUGGGGAGCCUGCGGGGGUGGGAGGCAGACGCGAAAGAGAGAAAGAGAGGGAAAGGAAAGAAGAGGGGGGAAAGGAAAAGAAGGUUGGGGCUUGGCAGGUGAGGCAGCGGCGGUGGGAGGAAGUGGCGGCGGUGGGGUAUGGGGGUGGGUGAGAGUGAGAGAAUGGGAAAAAAAGAAAGAGAAGGAAAAGAGAGAAGGGGGUGGUCGUCGGAGGUGCGGCGGUGGUCGUGGGUGA
Messenger RNA from Arachis stenosperma, 312 nucleotides. RefSeq lists its product as uncharacterized. The record is from RefSeq and is a predicted model, not a curated record. Lineage: Eukaryota; Viridiplantae; Streptophyta; Magnoliopsida; Fabales; Fabaceae. Bases 1 to 312 code for a protein of 103 amino acids. The transcript has a single exon.